AUGUUAGCAGCAGUAUUAUCAACUUCAACCGUGAUGGAAUUACAAUCCUCAAGUCCAUCUUUAUGGGCAAGAAAACCAGCAAUUGCAUCACCAGAUUGUCCAAGUUUGGAUGCAGAUGUAGCAAGACAGCAACGUCUCCACGAUGUCAUGGCAACUGGCAUUGCUAGUGGUAAUGGAAUGGGAAGAUGUCCAGGAGGUGGUAGAUAUUCUUUGAUACCAACUAGUUUGUUGGAUUGUACAUUGGGAUGUAGUGAUAUUGUGAUGGAGAUUAUGAAGUUUAUUAGUGAUGAGGAAUUACUUGAUCAUUUGAUGAGAUACUUGGUCAAUUUUCCUGAUUUGGUUAAUGUUGAAAAUUGUCUUCCUAUUUUAACACAAAGAAGAGUUUGGUAUUGUAACAAUCAAUUACACAUGGAGUUUUUGAGUGAAUGUGUUCAAAAUGUUCCAAUCAUGAACAAUAUUGAACUAGUCUUGGGGUUCUCUCGAUAUCCUCCACAAUUCUCUUCGUUCAUUGAAAAGUUCAGCUAUGUUCAUUUGAAUCACAUUUCAACUACAAAAAGACAAUUGAUUGAGUUGAUGAAUGCUACUACAAGCAAGAUCCAACACUUAAAGUUUACAAACUUUAAAUUCCAAGAUCCUGAAACUGAAUUACCAUCCACAAGAACUUUCAACAUUUCACCAUAUUUGAAAAAGCUGUCGUUUAACAUUGAUUGGAUAACCAUUUACAAAUAUUGUAAAAAGAAUAGUGAAAAUACACUGCAAUUAGAAUCAUUAAUGAACAAAGAAAUUGAGAACCCAAUAAUUUCUCUUUCCAAACAUUUGAAUUUAAAUUCCUCCAAUGUUGAUGAAUUGGAUUUUAAUGAUUCAGUUGGCAUUAGUGAUAAAAGGCUAGUUUCUCUAAUUGGGCCAAAGUUGACCAGACUCUCACUAAUGUGUCCGUUGUUUAACCUUUCUGUAAUUGCUCCAAAUCUUGAAUAUUGUGAGAUGAACAUCUUCCCAGUACAGUCAAUGGAAAUACCCACUCUCUGUGUUAAACACCCCUUUCCUAUGCUAUUCUCAAAUCUACCAUCUCAAAAAGUUAAGAAAAUCAUUAUUGUGAAGUUAGUUGUUUUCGAUGAGAAAGAAGAAAAGAAAAAUUUGAGAUUUUUCUUGUCUAGAAUGUUAGUUUGUUAUCCUAAUUGUGAAGAGUUGAUUAUUCCCGAGUCUUUCUUGAUGUUAUUGAAUGAGGCUGACUUGAAUGAAGAAGAAAUUCAGAGUUCAUUGAAGAGAAUUAUUAUCAAACAUUCCAAUUCCACACAACCAUCCAAAUAUGGUACACUAAAAUUUGCAUUGCAAGGUUUCUUCUCAAAGGUAACUGUAUCAUUUGAUGAAAUUAGAAAGGAUGAACUCCAAUUCGAAACUCUUCCUUCCAGCAAUAGAAAUAUCAUAGUUGACUGUUAUGAAGAUGUACUUUUCAAAAAAAUUGAAAGUACUGAAAAGCAUUUCAAAGUUAUGGAUAAUUCUCUCAUUAAGAAUCGAAUUAGAAACAUGAAGAUGGAAUUUGCUCAAGGCAUUAUUUCUAACAACUAUUCAAAAUUUGCAGUAAUUGAUAUUUCCUUAAAUAUGUUAGAAGGAUUGAAGCGUAACAAAGAACUCAUGCUCCAAACAAUUCAUCAAGCCAUUGAAAACUAUCAUGAUAUAUUUGCCAAUGACCAAUUAUAUCAAGCAAUUACUGAAAGAUUCGACGUUUGCUUAUCAACCAUUGAAGGAGAAUACUUUAGCGAAUUUAACUUCUCUAAAUAUUAUAGUGAGCUUGAAACUCUCUUCCACCAAAUGAUUCAAGUCAUUGAGGAGAAUGGCUAUCCAUCAAAAGUUCUAUUCAAUGAACAAUGGUUCAACGAACAAAUUGUUGAGCUGUAUGGCUACCAAAGUGAAGAAGUUCAAGUUUACGAAGAUUCACAGGAAGAAAUGGAGAAGGCCAUCUUUGCUUUAAUGUUAGAUGAAGAAGAAGCAGUGGAUAUUGAAAUUGAUGACUGUGAAAUGUAG
This is a messenger RNA of Naegleria gruberi, 2022 nucleotides long. RefSeq lists its product as uncharacterized. Lineage: Eukaryota; Heterolobosea; Eutetramitea; Acrasida; Naegleriidae. The record is from RefSeq and is a predicted model, not a curated record. The coding region runs from base 1 to 2022 and encodes 673 amino acids. The transcript has a single exon.